Scylla paramamosain (green mud crab) is the source of this 3580-nucleotide messenger RNA. Its product is annotated as aminopeptidase N-like. Gene Ontology annotation, biological process: proteolysis; peptide catabolic process. Gene Ontology annotation, molecular function: zinc ion binding; metalloaminopeptidase activity; peptide binding. Gene Ontology annotation, cellular component: cytoplasm. Bases 365 to 3355 code for a protein of 996 amino acids. Lineage: Eukaryota; Metazoa; Arthropoda; Malacostraca; Decapoda; Portunidae. The record is from RefSeq and is a predicted model, not a curated record. The transcript has 14 exons.
CAUUACCGCACUACGUGGGGGGCGGCUUAGGUGGUCAAAGUUUUGACACAAAACAUAGUAAUUGGUACCUGGCGACGGCAAGUCAGAGGUGUGUGUGUGUGUGUGUGUGUAUGCCGGGCCGCCCAGUCUGCCUCUGGCGGUGUAACCACAGUGUAAGGUGGUGGGGACGAGUGAACAGGCGGAGUGCGUACCUCCUACACCCUUCUUCCCAUUCACAUCCAGCAGUCAGUGGACCCCUCUUGGAGUUUAAGGUGUGGUGGUGUGCGGCGUGACAGGGACAACACAGAUGAUUAUCAUUAAUUAGAGGAAAAAACAAACGAAGAACAAACAAGAAGUAGUGUAAGCAAGAGUGCAUGUGUGUGCUAUGCCCGAGAGUGCACAAAGCAAACAAAUUCUGACAAUGGAGAUGAACGAAUCUGCUGCUUCUGUGUCCUUUGGCAAAAAGAAUGACUGCUAUAUUAAAAGGAGCGUGGCAAUGCUACUAACGAUCCUGUUUGUGAGCUCACUAGUGGCAACAGGGCUCCUCGUCUACUACUUGGCACCCGACGUCAACCAGACAUCAAACAACUACCGUGGAAGAGGCCUCGAACCUGCAAAGGGCGAUGCUACAAUGGAAGGAAACUCCCUAGCCACACAUUUGUUAGAUGAAAGAGUAAAGGACAUGAGGCUGCCCACCUCCCUCCGACCACUGCACUAUCUGGUUCGCCUUCAGCCCUUCAUCAGGAGCAAUUUUAGCAUCGCAGGCUAUGUGGAGGUGGAGGUGGAGGUGGUGAAGGAAACCUCUGUCUUCACUUUUCACAUGGCAGACAUCAUCACCCACAAUGACACAGUCAAGGUAGUGGAUGCCGAAAAUCGGAAUGGGAAGGGUGUGGGCAUCGUAAAGCAGACAUAUGACAACCAGCGCCAGUUUUACCAUGCCCACCUCCAACAACCACUGACCAAAGGCCGCCGAUAUGUGCUGUCUAUGAAAUUCACAGGUUACCUCAAUGACCAGUUGCAUGGUUUCUACAGGUCAUCAUACAAAGAUGCAACAGAAAAAGAGAGGUGGCUUGCCGUAACACAGUUCCAGCCGACAGAUGCCCGCCGAGCCUUCCCAUGCUUCGACGAGCCAGCCAUGAAAGCCACAUUUGAGGUGUUCCUGGCGAGGGAGACAGACAUGUCUGCCAUCUCCAACAUGCCCAAAAUAAACACCUGGCCAGUAGAAGGUCAGCAAGGGUGGAUAUGGGACCAUUUCAACACCAGUGUCCCCAUGUCCACUUACCUUGUGGCAUUCCUUGUGUCCGAUUUCUCAUCAAAGGAGGUCACCACACAGAAUGGAGUGUCCUUCAGGACGUGGGCACGAGAGACUGCAAUCAACCAGGCAAAUUACUCACUUGAAAUUGGUUCAAAAAUCCUCACCUUCUUUGAGGACUACUUCAGGAUUCCAUACCCACUCCCAAAACAAGACAUGGUUGCCAUCCCAGACUUUGCAGCAGGUGCCAUGGAGAACUGGGGGCUCAUCACCUACAGGGAGACAGCGAUGCUUUAUGACCCAAAGGUGUCUUCAGCCUACAACAAACAAUGGGUGGCAAUAGUUGUGGCACACGAGCUGGCUCACCAGUGGUUUGGGAACCUGGUAACCCCUGAAUGGUGGACAGAUCUGUGGCUCAAUGAGGGCUUUGCAAGCUUCAUGGGGUAUGUUGGCACUAACCAUGCUGAGCCAAAGUGGCAAAUGAUGGAGCAGUUCAUCGUGAUAGACUUACACAAAGUUUUCAGACUUGACUGCCUUGAGUCCUCCCAUCCCAUCAGCAUCCCUGUUGGUCAUCCUGAUGAGAUAAACGAGAUUUUUGAUACCAUCUCUUACUCCAAAGGUGCUUCAAUAAUCUGGAUGAUGAAAUUUUUCCUGACGGAGGCAACCUUCCGUAAGGGUCUCACCAACUAUCUGAACACAAGAGUAUAUGCCAAUGCAGAGCAAGAUGAUCUGUGGGACUUCCUGACACAAGCUGCCCACCAGGAUUUGACACUUGCCAAGGAUGUCACUGUCAAGACUAUCAUGGACACCUGGACACUACAGAUGGGCUACCCUGUUGUCAAGGUCACAAGAAGUGCUGAUGGGACAUCAGCCACAGUCACACAGGAGCGGUUCCUGUUGAGGAAAGACGCCAACUCCACUGACACUCAUGUCUACAGGUGGUGGGUGCCACUCUCCUACACCACACAGGCCACUGCUGACUUCAGCAAGACAGCACCCUCCAGGUGGCUCUCAAAGACGGAUUCUAAGAUCACCAUCCAGUCCCUCCCAGAUAGUAGGCAGUGGGUGAUAUUCAAUGUACAGGAGACUGGCUACUACAGAGUCAACUAUGAUGAAAACAACUGGAAGCUGCUGAUCGAGCAUCUCAAAGUUGAUCACACCACAAUCCAUGUCAACAACCGUGCACAGCUCAUAGAUGAUGCACUCAACUUGGCACAAGCAGGUCAAUUAUCAUAUUCCCUGCCACUGGAUCUUGCUGCUUAUCUGAAGAGGGAAACCUCAUACACACCAUGGGCUACUGCUCUGGACAACUUGAAAUACAUUCAUAAACUCUUCUCCCGCACUGGAGCUUAUGGAGCUCUUAAGGAUUUCAUGCUCAGUCUGCUUGAGUCACUGUACAAGUCUGUUGGGUUCCAAGACUCUCCAGCUGACCCUCAUAUUGACCAGCACAAGCGAGUAAAGAUGCUGAAGUGGGCCUGCAAGCUGGGUAACGAAGACUGUGUGACCCAAUCUGUCAGCCUCUUCAAGCAGUGGAUGAUGAACCCAAAGAGUGACAGCAUCAUCUCCCCAAACCUGAAGGAUGUGGUGUAUUGCACUGCCAUAGCUGCAGGCAAGAACAAGGAAUGGGAAUUUGCAUGGAAUCAAUACCUCAACUCAAAUGUUGGCUCUGAAAAGAGUAGAAUACUCAAAGCACUUGGCUGCUCCAAGAAAAUCUGGAUCCUGUCAAGGUACCUUGAGAUGGCCUUCAUUGAGGCCUCAGGCAUUAGGAAGCAAGAUGUUGUCCAGGUGUUCGAGUCUGUGGCCUUGAAUGAUGUGGGACGAGACAUGGCCUGGACCUACUUGAGGGAUCAGUGGCAUAACAUUACAGACUAUAUGGGUGGUGGCCUGUACACUUUACCUCGGAUGAUCAAGUCUGCAACUGAUGGCAUGAGCAAGGAACUACAGCUUGAUGAACUCAAAAAGUUCCAGUCAGCCAAGAAAGACCACUUGCGCACUGCUAAGCGUGCCAUAGCCCAGGCUAUUGAACGAACUCAGAACAACAUUGAAUGGAUGAACAAAAAUGGUCCAGUGAUCAUUCAGUGGCUUGCAGAUAAUGGUUACUCAUCAGAGCUCAGAAGUAAUUAAGUGUGGGCGUGUGUGUGUGUGUGUAUGUGCACAUGCACAUUAUUGAAGUGUGAGGUGUGACGUGCCUAUUCUCAUACUACUUUCACUUUCUCUAUAUCUUCAUUUUCUCUAGUAUUCCUAUACACAUCUUUAUUGAUACAGAUAUUUUGUUUCUCAACAUAUUCAAAAUCACGUUUCUGAUUUGUUGCCCAAUUAUACCUUACAACAAAGAUUUUAUAUAUAUAU